UAUCCAUUGGUCGAUCGCCUGCUCGCUUGCUCGUUCUUUUGCCACACACCCUCAACUGCAUUGCAACCAGCCAUUUACCAGCGCCAUCAUCAUCGCAGCAGUAUCCUUAUUGCUGCCCAUUUCACCGGGGGCCCAAAGGCGGAAAGAAGGGCAAGCACCCGGGCCGUGGUUCAUUCACACCCCAAUUCAAGCUUCCUUCCCAGACCAACCUCCAGGCCGCAGAGCGGACGCUUGCUAUUGCGUCGCAUCCUUCCCUCAUUCUCUGCGACUCCAUAGCCAAAGAGUCGAAUAGGACCACACAGCAUCAGCAGCCACAGCAGAAGUAAUGUCGAAUACAGCAGCAGAGACUGCCACGCCGGCACCUGGUGGCGGGGGUCCCCGCAGGCCGGGCGGGUAUGUCAGAAGAGGCGGCCAUAGAGGAACCAGAGGCGGUGGCGCCAAGUCACAGCAAGAGCAGAUUCCAGAUGAUGAGUCGGAGGCGGCGAGGCAGCUUCGGUCCAAGUACCCACAGCAGCUCAGCCAACUUAAGAUGCUCUUCCCUGACUGGACCGAUGAGGAGCUCCUGUUUGUGUUGCAAGAUGCUGCUGGCGAAGUCGAGCUUGCGGUUGGACUCAUCUCAGAAGGUCAUGCACAGCAGUUCUCCUCGGUAAAGCCAAAGAAGGAGCAAAAGAAAGAAACUUCGAGCACUACCCCAGUUGCAGCGUCAGAGUCAACAGCCGCCUCCACAGCGCACCCUGCUCGCAGCGGUGGUGGCAGCGGCAGCUUGGGAGGUCGGCCUGUGCGUGGCGCAAGCACCGCCAGCCGAGGUGGCCGCGGCGCUGGACGCGGUGCUGGUCGAGGAGGUGGUAUGGUCGGGGGUCGCGGCGGCGCAGCGGAUGCGGCGCAGGUGAAUGGCCACCACACAACCGAAGAGGCCGUCCAGGCGCCCAUAGUUCCGACCAGCACAGGCCCCAGCUGGGCCGACAGGCUGAAAAAGGCUGCACCGAAGACAGCAGCGCCCGUCGCCGCGGCGGCCGCGGCAGUCGCGGAGCCAACCGUCACUGCUGCAGACCAGGAGGCUGCCAACUCAUGGAGCGCCCAACCGGCAGCCGCCGCGGCCGCUACAGACUCUUGGAGUGACGAGCCUUCCCAGUCGACACCCGCUACCACAGUCGCGACGCAGCCAGCGCCCGUCGCGGCGCCCGCGCCCGUGCCUGUACCCGCCUCGUCUCCUUCCAAGCCUACGCCAGCAGCAGCGGCAAAGGCGAGCAAGGUCGGCAUGUCGUGGGCUCAAAUCGCUCGCCCGGCUGAACCACCAAAGCCAGCUCAGCCCGCGCCUGUCGCACCCGCGCAGGUAUCAGCACCGGCCUCCGCCCCAGAGGCAGUCGCUGCCACCGCCACCACUCCCGUCGAUGCCGCAGCCCCGGCUCCCGCAGCUCCAGACUCCGCCACACAGCUGGAGUCUGCGCAAAGCAUCCCUGAGGCCUCUGUGGAAUUGCCGUCAGUAGCGGCAACAGAAGCUGCUCCUGUUCUGAGCGCCCCGCAAGCAGAAGUUGCCGCCCCGGCGGUCCCGGUUGAAGCGGGAGCCGCAUCAGCCAAGCCUGCACCGGGCAAGGUUGCCUCUGCCACGCGCAAUGUCCAGCGUCCCAAGCAGGACCAGCCAGUCGUUAUGCCCUGCGGCGCAGCCGCGCUCGACAACCUGGGCGUCCAGUUCGGCUCGCUCAACAUCGACGCGGCCGACGCACCCGAGACGGCGGAGGCUGCGACAGAUGCACCCGUCGUGCAGACCUCGCAGCAGCCGCAACAGCUGGAGGAGACCGUCCCGACCCACCAACCGCAGCAGCAAGAGCAACAAGAGCAGCAUCAACAACAGCAGCAGCCAGGCGCAGGCCUGCACGACCGCUUCCAGCAGAGCGCUGUGGCUGCCCAGACGCAGAGCCUUCAGAACCAGGGUCAGCAGACCGACUCAUUCGCACAGGCUGCCGCUCAGCCGCAGCCCUCCGCGCUCGCCAGCUUUGGGGAUGCGUACAGCUCAGCUCCAUACGGCUUCCCGUCACAAGCUCCCGGACAGGCCCAGCAGGCUGCGCCGUAUGCUGCGAGCCUCGGCGCACAAACUACUCCGCAGCAGCAGCAGGCGCCGCAGCAACAGCAAUUGCUGCAGGACUACUCGGCCAUGUACGGCGGCCUCGAUGCACAGCGACUCGCCAGCUUCUACUCGAGCUACGACCAGAAUGCUUCGCUCGGCUUCAGCAGCGCUCGCACUGAUGAUGGCAAGGCGCAAGUUGCUCAGCAGGGCCAGCAGCAGGCGACCGGUCAAGGACUCGACCACCAACAGCAGCAACAGCAACAGCAGGCGCAGUCUGGCUCUCAGCAGCCGCAGCAACAAGCGGGUAUGCAGCACCAAGCUCAGCAGUUCCCUGGUGUGAUGCCAUAUUACUACCCUGGCUACUACCUCCCUAACCAGUUCCAACAUGCCUACGGCCAACCCGGUUACGGCCAGUACCCGCUGUACAAUCAGCACAGCGGCCAGCCACAGCAGCAGUCGCAUCUCUCCAAGCCGAGCACUCCGGGCACGAUGGCUUCGCCGUACAACCAGUCGCAGAGCGAUCUCUCUGCUUACAGCAACUACGGCCAGACCGCCAGCAGCAUCACGAGCGGCUAUGACAGCCAGAACGCCUACUCGCGCGGCGCCGGCGCACAGUCCAAUGCGUCCACGGACUACUCCAAGUACUAUGGCGGCAACAACCAAGCCGCUGGCGGCUUUGGUUCUUCCUUCGGCAACGUCAUGCCUGGCCAGUCUCCUGGGGUCCAGAAGCAGGGAGUCAGCGGGCCAAAGAAUGGCGCGGCCGGCAUCAACGGCACAGGUGGCUCACCAGCUAGCAUCCACAACUCGCUCGACCCGUACCGCGCGUACGACUCAAGCAAACCCGCGCAGUCCCUCACCUCGCAGGGCGGUCGCCCUGCUGCUGGCCAGUAUGCUCAAGGCAGCACCGCACCGCAACAACAGCAGCAGCCGCAGCAGCAGCAGCAAGGUGGUCCCCAACAGGGUGUUCAACAGCAGCAGCCACAGCAACAACAGCCUUACUACCAGCAGUACUCUGCCUACGGCCAGAACAGCGGAUACGGCAGCUACCCUGCAUACAAUAACUACGCUGGUGGGCGAUGGGGUCAGUGAGCGCUGUUCUCUCUACUUUUCCGCAACAUGUGACCAGACCGAGAGCACCCACUCGAGCAGAAGAGCAUUGUCACGUAACGAAGUAACUGCGUGGGGAUCUGCCAGAACGCUGCCCACGUCAGAGAGCGUGAGAGAGAACGGCACACUCAUCAUAGCGUUGAAAAGAAGGAAAAAAGACUGUACUACUAGCGCAACGACUUGGCGAUUGGUUAUUGAACGCUUGGUAGCUUGUUCUCUCUGACAUCAAUCAUAAUGUCUCGCCCUUC
This is a messenger RNA of Tilletiaria anomala UBC 951, 3420 nucleotides long. RefSeq lists its product as uncharacterized. The transcript is spliced from 3 exons. Lineage: Eukaryota; Fungi; Basidiomycota; Exobasidiomycetes; Georgefischeriales; Tilletiariaceae. Gene Ontology annotation, cellular component: nucleus; cytoplasm. Gene Ontology annotation, molecular function: ubiquitin binding. Bases 326 to 3154 code for a protein of 942 amino acids. The record is from RefSeq and is a predicted model, not a curated record.